Molecule: messenger RNA, 6108 nt
Organism: Etheostoma cragini (Arkansas darter)
Lineage: Eukaryota; Metazoa; Chordata; Actinopteri; Perciformes; Percidae
Gene: map3k13
Product: mitogen-activated protein kinase kinase kinase 13
Exons: 11
Coding region: 68-2767 (899 amino acids)
Biological process (GO): JNK cascade; protein autophosphorylation
Molecular function (GO): JUN kinase kinase kinase activity; ATP binding
Source: RefSeq, a predicted model, not a curated record
GUGAUUUUCAACAUUCAGACCAACCAGUGUGUUAGGACGCACCCCACUCAUUGACACUGGGUAGCCCAUGCACAUGCACGACACUAUGGGUAGCUCCCCCGAGGUGCUCUCAUGGACUUCCUGCCCCAGUCUGCUGGUGGGCAAGCUGAAGGAGGAGCUCAAACUUACCGUGGUUGGGGAUGCCAUGAAGAAAUCAAACUUGCCCAACUCCCAACCUCAGCCUCCUCAGGCCCCUCCAUCAAAUUUACCACCUCAGAUCAUCACAGACCUGGCUCCACUGACACAACUGCCGGUUCCCCUGCAGACGCUGCAGAUGCCCGGCCAAGACGAAGACUCAAUGCUGGGGGGUAUAACUCCCCCAAACACAGUCUUGAGUGUGGACUCAACACGGAGCGAGGGUGGGCACUUUGACAACAGCGUACUCCAGCUGCAGGAGCAGGACCAUGAAGAAGUCGGAUCGCCAGUAUCUUGUGAGCAUGGCGGGUGUGGCAGUGGGAUGGAGGAGCAGAUGGGAGAAGGGGACUGUCCCAUACACCACAAUGUAGAGGGGAGGCAGAGCCACCCCCAUCACCCGGAUGACAUCAAGCUGCACUUCCACAGAGCAGGGCCUGGGUCGGGAGGGUUCUUAGAAGGGCUGUUUGGCUGUCUUCGGCCUGUCUGGAAUAUCAUAGGGAAGACGUACUCGACAGAAUACAAGCUACAACAGCAAGAACAAGUCUGUGUGUUUUCUGUUUGUGUAUGUUUUAGUGUUUUGGUGACCCACAACGACACUGUGAAAAUCUCAGACUUUGGAACGUCCAAAGAGCUCAGUGACAAAAGUACAAAGAUGUCAUUUGCAGGUACGGUGGCCUGGAUGGCCCCUGAAGUGAUAAGAAAUGAGCCUGUGUCUGAGAAGGUAGACAUCUGGUCAUUUGGAGUUGUGUUGUGGGAACUUCUGACCGGAGAGAUUCCCUACAAAGACGUGGACUCCUCCGCCAUCAUUUGGGGUGUUGGCAGCAACAGUCUUCACCUUCCUGUCCCCUCCACCUGCCCGGAUGGCUUCAAAAUACUCAUGAAACAAACAUGGCAAAGCAAGCCCAGGAAUAGGCCUUCGUUUCGUCAGAUCCUCCUACACCUCGACAUUGCCUCCGCUGAUGUCCUGGGAGCUCCUCAGGAGACCUACUUCAAGUCUCAGACAGAAUGGAGGGAGGAAGUGAAGAAACAUUUUGAGAAGAUCAAAAGUGAAGGCACCUGCAUCCACAGGCUGGACGAGGAGCUGAUCCGACGCAGGCGGGACGAACUCAGACACGCACUGGACAUCCGGGAGCACUAUGAGAGGAAGCUGGAGAGAGCCAACAACCUCUACAUGGAACUUAGUGCCAUCAUGCUGCAGCUUGAGGUCCGAGAAAAGGAACUAAUGAAGAGAGAGCAGGCAGUGGAGAAGAAAUAUCCCGGGACCUAUAAGCGCCACCUGGUCAGACCCAUUGUCAGGUCCAACGCUGUAGAGAAGCUCAUCAAGAAGAAAGGAAGCAUGUCGCACAAACCCGGGAUGCCCCCCACUAAAAGGCCAGACUUGCUACGUUCUGAUGGCAUCCCAAGCCUCGACCCUUUCCCCUCCCCCUCGCCGCUAUCAGCCAGCCCAAAGGUCUCCACGCCUCCCGGCAAAGCUCGCUACCGAAGCAAGCCUCGUCACCGCCGGGCCAACAGUAAAGGAAGCCAUAGCGAAUUCCCCGGGGUGCUGAAGCCUCUUGCUGGGGCAUUAGAGGACACCCAGUCUCUACAGGAGCAGCCGUUCCUCCAUCACCACCACCACCACCAUCCACCAACCGAGGGGCCCUUCCUCCCCUUGAAGGGCCGCGAGGAGGCCGUUGUCAACUGUGCCAACAACCUGCGCUAUUUCGGCCCCGCUGCUCCCCUCCGUAGUCCUCAGACUGACCACAUGCAGCGCCGCGUUUCUGGCUUCAACCCUGAUAUCAUAUCCACUGCUGUGGACGCAGACACGCGACAGCGGACUUCAUCCACCAGCUCUAAUCCUGCUUCAGGUGCUGGUGCUGGUUCUUUGUGUCCGUGCUGCCAGGCUCACCCCUUCCCUGGCUGCCUACACUGUCAGGAGACCCCUCUUGCAUCAAGCCACCCAGAGUUGCCCCACUAUUCCCUGCUCAACACCCAGGAGAGCACCGCUUCUUCUUUAGGAGCUCCCAGCAAAGAUCCAGCCUCAGACAGAGAGGCCACAAAGAAGGCUCAGCCAGAGGAACAAGAGGCAUCCCAACGCACUCACACCCUGCUCACUGCCCUGCCUCGUACUCUAAGACCUCUCAGGAAGGGUGGCGAUGAGUCCUCUGAAGAGGAAGAGGGGGAGGUUGAUAGUGAAGUGGAGUUUCCAAGGAGACAGAGACCUCAUCGCUGUAUCAGCAGCUUCCAGUCCUACUCCACCUUCAGCUCAGAGAACCUGUCGGUGUCUGACGGAGAAGAGGGAAACACCAGCGACCACUCCCACAGCGGGCCCCUGGAGAGGAUGAGUACCAGUCAGGAGGAACACCUGGAUGAGCUGUUGUCGCACACACCAGAAAUCCCCAUCGACAUCUCCACCCAGUCAGACGGCCUGUCUGACAAGGAGUGCGCCGUCCGCAGGGUAAAGACCCAGAUCUCACUGGGUAAACUGUGCUCUGACGAACACAGCUAUGAGAAUCCACUACAGUUUAGGGAUUCAGACUGCGAUACGUCAGAAGCAGAGUGCUCCGAUGCCACCAUUAGAAACAACAAAAUCGGGGCUCCUUCCUCAUGGUAAAACCCACCCAGAGGAUCGGUUCUGUUUUUUCCUGGAGGCCAUCGUGUCCCACUCUGCCCUGCAGAAAAUACAGCAAUAAGAGGACGACAUUGUAAACAAAGCUCCCUAUAGCCAAGUCCCAUGCAAUCUCUCCCAGAACCUCUGCCAGAACUACCCUUCCCUUUAUAAACCCCCACCCCCCCAUCUCUAGCACAGUAUCCAGGCAACCCAUGGCAGGGAUUCCCUUUUGAAUGAUAAUGUACAGUAGAUAAUGUAACAUUUAUAAUUUAUUUUUGUCUGAGUAUUGAAGGAAAAUUCAGGACAUCUAUAAAUUCUCUGAUCUGAACAGAGAAAACUGACUAUUUGAAACUGAGCAUGAGCUAAGUGUGUGUUGAUGAUGAUGAUGAUGAUGAUGAUGAUGAUGAUGAGAAGGAGGAUGUGUUGAAGUGCUGAUGUAUUAGGAGUGUCACUACAAGCCUUUUGAUCUGGCUAUCGUUGCUCUCAGCAUCUUGCUGUUUUAAACCGAAAUCCCCAACCAACAAGGACCCCCUCUUACUAAAGUAAGAUCAAGCUGCUUUAUCGUGAGGUGAUAGCGCAGAGCCCCAGUACCCUGCCUCACUGACUUCCAUCCCAUCCCCAACCUGGUGAGUUGGGGAACAGGGAGCUCUUGAAAGCAGUGUGAACACCAGCAUGAACAGCUUGCCUCGCAACCAGACUUCCUCCCUCCCUCCCUUAGAAACCACCUCGUCUCUAGUCUUUCACCAAGAUCCCCGCUGAACUUUUCCAAGCAUGCUUGUGUAGCUCGCAAAAUGCAAACGCUGCCAGAAGACUGCAUGAAGUAGACAAGCUAGCAGAGCAAUAGAGCUGAAGACUCAGCUGACAGCUAAGGAGAAGAUAAAAAAGAGACUUCCUCUGUGACCCAGCUCAUCCUUCUCCGAGACACGUCAUCAUCAAUCAGAUGUCAUGACCAGAGUUGUUUAGGGAGGUGUGUGUGUGUGUGUGUGUGUGUGUGUGUGUGUGUGUGUCUCUGUGGCCCUUUCCUCUCCAUUAGACAUAACAGUUUCAAGUCUCAUUGAUGUCUCUCAGGAUUGUUCGAGGACUGUAAGAAACUGGACUGGACCAAUUAUUAUAUAUAUACAUAAUAUGGACCUUCCAUAUGGACAAGAAUAUUAAAAAAGGUUUUACAGAUAGCCUUGAUGUUCAACCCUUUAUUUGUGUAACAGACAAUAAUGUUAUGUAGACACACCAGAUUUUUCUUGCAAUCCAGGUGCAGUAUCCCAUUUCUUAAAAUUAAUAGGUGCAUUGUCUCCCAUUUACCGUUUUCUAGCAGGGUACUUCCUCGGUCUUACCCGCAGUGUCCAAAAAUAAUAAUUGCUUUCUGUGCUGUAGUGAAUAAAACAGCAAUAAUGUAGGUUGGCGCUCAGGUGAGAAAGAUGUUGCUUGCACAGGAUCCAGGGCGUCUAGCUUGCUACACGCAAUACAGUGACUGGUGGCUGGCCAGAGAAGAGCAGCAUGUGUCAAACAGCUUAUUAUAGAUGCUAUAUUUUCAAAUUUGACCAAUUUAGGAACUCGUUUCUGGGGGUUUGAUGCUAAGGUUUAUGUUGCCGAUUGGGAGCAGGAGCAAUAUAUCAACAGCCACUAGAUGGGGACAGUUGAAAUGACUUACUUUCGCUGGGGUUGUGUAAAUCUACUGGCUCCUUUCCUUUCUUUCUACCCAAGAUACAUUGGGCAUUUCCGCCUUUAAUGGAUAGGACAGCUCAGAUAUGAAAGGGGAGAGAGAGGGGGACGACAUGCAGGAAACCGUCACAGGUCGGACCUUCUGCGUUGAGGAAUAAAGCUCAAUAUGUGUGUGCCGGCUCAACCAACUGAUUUGUCCGGCCACGAGCCAAGAUAAUUUCUCUGUUUCCCAUGUCCAUCCACAUCCUUAAAUCCCAGCAAUGUUACUAUUUUUGAAUAGUUGUCUUGGAAAAGGGUUACUGCAUCUGUGAGAGCUUUACUUUGUAUCCUUAUAAGAGUGUUUGUCAUCCAUCUUAAUGAUUCUGCGGUUAAAAAAAGUAGCCAGCCAGGGUUGAACUUUACAAUAAUGAUGUCAAGUGUGUGCAGAUGGCUGAGAUUCUAAGUUGGGAAUGAAAGCCAGAGACAAGGCCACAGAGCAAUAAAGCUGCUCUUGGUUUUCACCAACCUCAUCUCAGUGUUAGUUACUCCUGUACGUAAACAUCUGUAAAUGUAAUGUAAUCUGUUUUUGUCCUCUCUCUAUAACGUAUCACACAGCUGUGACAGAGCCUUCUGUCACUGAUGAAACUAAGCAGAAAGUGCUUUCAUCUGUAUGACAUCAGUAUUGACGACCGCAGGAGUGUGUGAGUCAUGAGAACCGAGUAGCACAAGGUGAAGCUAAAUCUGUACCGAUGGAUCAAUUACUCUUUUGCUUGAAAGCUCUGGAAACGCUUACACCUGGUACUGAAAGCAGCGGUUGCCUUUUCUCGAGCCUCCUUCAACCUUGUUCACCCUGUUUCUGUGUGUGUGAAAUAACCUAGUAUACUGUAAUGACUGGGUAAUCCGAUCAAGCUGUUAAUAAUGUUGUCUUUCUGUCAUGUUAUCCUAGGAAAUAUAUGAUUGUUGUAAAGUUUUAAUUUAAUUUUCUUUUCUUUUUUCUUUUUCUUUUUGUAGCUGGCCUACAUGAUUAUUUAAUUAAUUUAUUAUGAAUGACUGGUAAGGUUUGUGUUCUUUUUAAAUUUCAGGCGGCUUUAGAAAAGUUAUGACCUAUGAUUUCUGAAAGUAUUAUUUAAAGGAAGUACAAUAAAUUGGUAUCAGAAGAGAACAGUAUUUGUAUGGGAGAACAAAAGCAUUGUCAUAUCAUGGGCAUCAGUUUUGUUUUUGUGACCCUGCGGGGAACUGUUCAUCAUUUAGAUCAUGAAGUAUUGAUUUUUCAUCAGUAAUUAGCAGCAUCAGGCAUUCCUAAAGCUUUUAAGGCUAUAGGGAAUCAAUUCUAAUACAAAGAAAAGCCAGUCCGUGGACUCUCCCAGGAGGGUAAAUUAGACGUUAAGCCUGAAGGCGUGUGUGCUGCCGACGUCUGUUCUUCUGCAGAGAACCCUUUCUCUCAUUUUUAUUCAAAAUACCAGUCACUUACAUCGGAAUUUCUGGGAAAUUGUCUCUAACUGUAGACAUCAUGUUGCCUCAUCCCAUGUAAUUAACAUCUGUUUCUUUAUUACUCUAAUUUCCAACUCCCUUUUUUCCAUUGAAUGGCAUUAUGAUCAACCAAUCCUGUCUGUUUCCUGUAUUAUCCAGUGUACAGUGGGUAUCUGGGAGAAUAAAAUCAGAGCAAACAACUGCAUGGAAUAAAUGCUGAUGUACUGUACCCAACA